AAUAAAAAUAAAACAACUUCCUUAAGAAAUAGAACACUUGAAAAAAAGAGCUUUACUAUUCUAUCCGAAUCAAACAUUUUCCUGGCUCCUAAUUAUCAGAAAUAAUGGCAGUCACCGUCAAGAUGAUCAGCAUACUCCUCUUCCUUUCCCUCGUUUCUCAAUGCCAUUGUCAGUGCUCGUUGAAUAACUUACAAAUUACACAACAUAAGGAUGGAAUUUGGAGGCAUGGAAAGCCAGAGUUUACUGUGACCAUAACAAACAACUGUCGUUGUUCUCUACAGAAUGUAAUUCUAAAUUGCAAAGAUUUAGAGACCACUGCGGACUUAGGCACUACUAUCCCAGACAUUUUAAGUGUUAAGGGUGAUCAGUGUAUUGUUAAUUCUGGUCGCCCUUUCAAAAAUGCUCUCACCUUCACAUAUGCUUCCGACAGCCCAUUUCCUUUCAUUCCAGUUCACUCUGAAACUGUUUGUUAGUGUUAUUAAUUAAAUAAAUUAUAUACACAUUUAUAUA
Messenger RNA from Arachis duranensis, 510 nucleotides. RefSeq lists its product as uncharacterized. Gene Ontology annotation, biological process: cell fate determination. The record is from RefSeq and is a predicted model, not a curated record. NCBI's taxonomy places the organism in Eukaryota, Viridiplantae, Streptophyta, Magnoliopsida, Fabales, Fabaceae. Bases 105 to 473 code for a protein of 122 amino acids. The transcript has 2 exons.